This is a messenger RNA of Arvicola amphibius (Eurasian water vole), 3484 nucleotides long. It is a transcript of the gene Slc31a1, whose product is annotated as solute carrier family 31 member 1. Gene Ontology annotation, biological process: copper ion transmembrane transport. The transcript has 5 exons. The record is from RefSeq and is a predicted model, not a curated record. Bases 186 to 743 code for a protein of 185 amino acids. Gene Ontology annotation, molecular function: copper ion transmembrane transporter activity. Lineage: Eukaryota; Metazoa; Chordata; Mammalia; Rodentia; Cricetidae. Gene Ontology annotation, cellular component: membrane.
UCGGUGGCCUCUGCUGCGGUCGUGGGACACGUCGAGCCGGGCAGUAGUGGCGGGGGCUUGGGAGAAGUCCAGACCGGGUGAGGGGAUCCAGUUCCGAGAGGAAGGCACGGGCGGCGGAGCUCGUCCUGGAAAGACUUUUCUGCUGACUGUCAUCUUUUUCUGGAAAACUGGAUACUUCCGAACAUAUGGGGAUGAACCAUAUGGGGAUGACUCACAUGGACAGCAACAGUACCAUGCCACCUCAUCAUCAUCACCCAACCACCUCGGCCUCACACUCCCACGGUGAAGGCAUGAUGAUGACUAUGACCUUCCACUUUGGCUUUAAGAAUGUGGAACUCUUAUUCUCUGGUUUGGUAAUCAACACACCUGGAGAGAUGGCUGGAGCUUUCGUAGCAGUGUUUUUACUAGCAAUGUUUUAUGAAGGACUCAAGAUAGCCAGAGAAGGUCUGCUGCGUAAGUCUCAAGUCAGCAUUCGCUACAAUUCCAUGCCUGUCCCAGGACCAAACGGAACCAUCCUUAUGGAGACACACAAAACUGUUGGGCAGCAGAUGCUGAGCUUCCCCCACCUCCUGCAGACAGUGCUGCACAUUAUCCAAGUGGUCAUCAGCUACUUCCUCAUGCUCAUCUUCAUGACCUACAAUGGGUACCUAUGCAUCGCAGUAGCAGCAGGGGCUGGGACAGGAUACUUUCUCUUCAGCUGGAAGAAGGCAGUGGUAGUGGACAUCACAGAGCAUUGCCAUUAACAUCAGACUCCACAUGUGGCCUUAUCGAUUCUGUAAGAAGCAUCUUGGGACCGAAAGAUAUGAUUCCCUCUCCAGUCAUCCCUUCUCUCUCCUGUCUCUAUGCACACACACUUACUGAAUAGAGGCUUAGUUGACUGUCUCUGAGUAGUGGUUCUUCUAAUAAGAUGACAUUGACAUUUCUCUUGAGAAGUCAUAAUCCUGAACCUUGUCUAAUCCAGGUAGCUUCCUAGUUAAUGACUUGGUUAUCUGCUUUUUAUUUUUCUGUUUUAGGGGUUUUGUGUAUUUUUGUUUUAAAUAGAUAAUAUGUGGGUGGAAUUCUGGGUCAGUGAUAGAAAAGGAUUUUAACUUCAAACAGGAUUGGUGGUAAUUAGGGACAUCUCACCCAACUCGGGACUUCAGUUUCAUACUAGAAAAUAAUCUCCUCUUACCUCAGUGAGCGGGAACACACAGUGCCUUUCUCUAGGUGUGCUAUGGAGUGUGGAGAGUGUGGGGCUGCAGGUGUCGAGUCUGUGGAGAUGUGUUCUUGUCGCUCAUCAACUUGUGUUUCCACGUAACACUUUGAUUAGAAAUGAACUUACAGUCAAAACAAAAACAGAACAAUCAAUUUGAGACUAUAGAAAUAGAGAUUGUUAAAUAAAACCAUUGGCAUUUUUCUUUGACUCAGACAUUGGUUUGUCCCAAAUGAACAAAGCAAAAGUUUGUAAUUUUUUCCUAUUAUUGUGUGUUUCCCUCGAAACAAAUGAUUUUCAAACCUUAGAAUGUUUCAGAGUCACCCAGAGGGCUUCUUGUUAAGACAAUACUUGGUGGACCUCAACCCUAGUGCUACCAAAUUUGGCAUUUCUAAGUUUCUAGGUGAUAUUUCUGCUGACAAUCUAGAGGAUUACCCUGAGUUGGCAUUAAAAUAGCAAAGUUGUACCUGGAAGGGACAGAAGGUGGGGCUACCUGGUAUCCAGCAUGAGAAUUUUAACUGCUGGUUGGUAGGUGGUAUGUCUUGGGCAUGUGUCACACCUAAAUGCUGCUGGCUAAUACUUAUUCAUUCCACAAACUUUUAUUUAGCUCCAGAUACACUUUCUGUGUGCUCACAACACACUCGUGUGGACUAUAGCCAGAGUGCACACAUGUAUACAAAGUCUCUAGUCCUUUAUAUGUGCUCACAACACACUCAUGUGGACUAUAGCCAGAGUUCACACAUGUAUACAAAGUCUCUAGUCCUUUAUGUGUGCUCACAACAUACUUGCAUAGAUCACAGUGGCCAAAACCCUUUUCUCAGUAAAUCCCACUGGAUGUUCUGUCAAUCAUUAGUCUGCAGGCUUGUUCCCAAACUACCUCUUUAAAGUGAUUCUUCCUAUGCUAGUCUGUUAUACCCUGCCCUCUUUGGUGCUAGAUCCAGUUGUGCCUCGGAGCAGAAGAAACAAACCUGCUAUCUUGUUGGCCCAGUAUUGUGAUUCUGAUACUUUCUCUCUACGGUGCCAAUUAAACAUCAGAGAACAAGGAAUAUAUAUUUUGGUAGCUUUGAACCAAGAAAGGGUUAUAAGCCUACUGGAUGAAGGCUAAAAAAUCUAAGAAAUUAACUUUAGAGCUUUGCUUUUCUCUUAGUUCAAUCUUGCACAGUGAAUGACAGGUACUGACAGAGCCCAACUUUACAGGACAAAUAGCCUGUUGUUAUCUCAGAAGCCAAGGAAUAAUAAACCCAGGGGAAUACAAAAAACACACUUAGUGGUGACCCUGGUGCUUUCUAAAGAUCUCCAGAUGAGCUGCCAUAAAACACCUUCCAGGGGCUGAGAUGCAGCUCAGAUAUGGAUCACUUCUCUAGCAUAGGUCAGGUUAAACACAGCCUUGUUUAACCCCAAAAAUCCUAAAAAUAAAGCAUACACUUAUGAGAAACAGGACCUUAUCAGUAAUGAGAAGAACCAAGGCCAGUUAGGACGAGGUGCUGAGUCUGAGACCAAGAGAAACCUCACUCUGACAGGGUCUUCAGGGGAGGUUUGGGUCGGAAGCAGUCUGCUACAAAACCUGCACUCGAGAUCCCAGACUAGGUUCUAGAGGGUGUGGUUAGUACAGGAAGAGGGAAAGCUUAAAUCCUAUGCUCCUGAACUUUAAUGCCCAGCUCCUAUGUGUCUGGAUUUCUUUAGCCCCUGCCUACUUUUCCCUUUCUGUCUUUAUCCCAGGCAGCUUAGUUUUUAAAGUCUGUUUCCUGAUGCAGUAGACAUUCAAUGCUGUGAUUAUAAUUAUCAUACCAAUUAGAAGUUGGUAUUUACAAACCAGGUGGAGGUCUUAAGUUUGCUUCAAGAAGCAGUCGCCCCAUUAGAAUUUCUGUAAAGCUAGGUAAAGGAUUACCUUUCUCCAGAGUUACAGAUCCAAAAUGGAAGAACACUCAACACCCCAUUGCCCACAUGUGGAACCUCCUCAGCAAUCCAUCAGAGUUUCACUACUAUGGUAGGGUUAUCCCAAACUCUCUUUCAGACAGUGGGCCUGGGUUCCUUACUAGAGUCAGGAAAGUGAGGCAGGGUGUACAUCAUCAUAUCAUUUAAUCUUGAGCCUACCCUUUCCAGCCACUUCCGAAGAGUCAUCUAAAUGACAAGACUGCAUUUGACGUAAUGCCUUAAACACUAGCUCUACAUUUCAAGUUGACUGUUUCAGAGACUGUGAGCUCCCAGAGAGCAGGAUUGGUGGAACGGGAAUGGUUUAAGUGUUGUGUGCAAGAGAACAAAAUAAACAUCUUGAUUUUGUGAGUCCAUGCA